UACGAGGGGAAGAUGUCUGUGUGAGCGCACGCACAUGCUGAAAAGAACAAGGGUCUGCCUCAUUUGCAGACAGUGACAUUUAGAUCGUGUCCCGCCUACAAGGCGUGGAGUCGUGUCUCCUUUCCACAAGUCUCUCACUGGGGACGCAGGGAUUACCGGGUGGACCAUAGAUGGCCCGGACACGGGGGAUUCUUUCCUCUUUUUUCCUGUAGGGUGCUCUAACCACAACACACAGGUAUGCCACCCCCGGCUGACAUUGUGAAGGUUGCCAUUGAGUGGCCCGGUGCCAAUGCUCAGCUUAUAGAGAUGGACCAGAAGAAACCCUUGUCCUCUAUAAUACGGGAAGUAUGUGACGGGUGGUCUUUGUCGGGCUCUGAGCAGUUCGCUCUCCGUUAUGCUGAUGGUCCUCAGCUUUACAUCACUGAACAGAGCCGCGGUGACAUUAAGAAUGGGACAAUCCUUCGAUUAGCAAUUUCCCCGGCUCGUGCUGCUCGUCAACUCUUGGAGAGGAUCCAGUCGCAUGGUAUUGAUGCUCGCCUCGAGGCUCUGAAGGAGCUCGCAAAGUUGUCCGCAGACCCGACUUUUGCUGCAGAGUUCAUAAAUAUGGAAGGCAUAGGGACUCUGGCUCGACUUGUCGAGAGUGGCACCCAUUUUGGGGAAAUGUUGGCCUUCACUCUCACUGCGUUCCUGGAGUUGAUGGAUCACGGCAUUGUAUCCUGGGAUCUGAUCUCCCUCUCCUUCAUCAAACAGAUUGCAGGUUAUGUGAACCAGCCCAUGGUGGAUGUGUCCAUCCUGCAGCGCUCCUUGGCCAUCCUGGAGAGCAUGGUCCUGAACAGCCACAGUCUCUACCACCGCGUGGCCCAGGAGAUCACCGUGGGACAGCUCAUCGGGCACCUGCAAGUGUCAAAUCAGGAAAUCCAGACCUACGCCAUCGCUCUCAUCAACGCUCUUUUCCUGAAGGCACCAGAAGACAGACGGCAGGAGGAGUGUACUAACCCACUGGAGCAGCACCUCACCGAAAUGGCAAGCACUUUGGCUCAGAAGCACCUGCGGUCCAUAAUCCUAAAUCACGUCAUCAGGGGAAAUCGACCAAUCAAAGCAGAGAUGGCACAUCAGCUGUAUGUGUUACAGGUGUUGACCUUUAACCUUUUGGAAGAAAGGAUGAUGACCAAAAUGGAUCCCAAUGACCAGGCUCAGAGAGACAUCAUUUUUGAGCUGCGCAGAAUUGCCUUUGAUGGAGACACUGAUCCCACCGGUACAGAGAAGAGGAAAGCAAUGUACACCAAGGACUACAAGAUGCUCGGCUUCACUAACCAUUUGAACCCGGCCAUGGACUUUACCCAGACUCCUCCUGGGAUGCUGGCUCUGGAUAACAUGCUUUAUCUGGCCCGGGUUCAUCAGGAUACUUACAUCAGAAUCGUGCUGGAGAACAGCAGUCGGGAGGACAAGCAUGAGUGCCCCUUUGGCCGCUGCGCGAUCGAACUUACUCGGAUGCUGUGCGAGAUUCUCCAGGUCGGAGAACUGCCAAACGAGGGCUGCAAUGAUUAUCACCCCAUGUUCUUCACUCAUGACCGCGCGUGGGAGGAGUUCUUCUGCGUCUGCAUCCAGCUGCUUAAUAAAACAUGGAAGGAGAUGAGAGCCACGGCUGAGGACUUCAACAAGGUGAUGCAGGUGGUCCGGGAGCAGAUUACCAGGGCUCUGGCCAUGAAGCCGUCCUCCAUAGACCAGCUGAAGAACAAGCUGCGAGGCCUCAGCUACUCUGAGAUACUGCGUCUGCGGCAGUCAGAAAGGAUGAGCCAGGACGACUUCCAGUCUCCGCCCAUCAUAGAGCUGCGGGAGAGGAUUCAACCCGAGAUCUUGGAGCUCAUCAAGCAGCAGCGGCUCAACCGGUUGUGCGAGGGAAGCUGCUUCCGUAAACUGGGGAACCGUCGAAGGCAAGAAAAGUUCUGGUUCUGCCGAUUAUCUCUUAAUCACAAAGUUCUGCACUACGGGGAUUUGGAGGAGUCACCUCAGGGUGAAGUGCCUUUUGAGCUACUGAGUGACAAGAUCCCUGUCUCAGACAUCAAGUCUGUGUUAACAGGAAAGGAUUGCCCUCAUAUGAAGGAGAAAAGUGCUCUAAAACAAAACAAGGAGGUGCUGGAGCUGGCCUUCUCCGUCCUCUACGAUCCGGACGAAACGCUUAAUUUUGUUGCACCGAACAAAUACGAGUAUUGCAUCUGGACCGACGGGCUGUGUGCGCUGCUGGGCAGAGAGAUGGGCAGUGACCUGACACGCAGCGACCUAGAUACCCUCAUAAGCAUGGAGAUGAAGCUCCGCCUCCUCGACCUUGAGAACAUCACGAUCCCAGAAGCCCCGCCUCCAGUGCCAAAGGAGCCUAGCUCUUACAACUUCUCCUACAACUACAGCUGAGUUGUGCGUGUGCUUCUGUGUGUGCUCGAAUGCCAUGCAUGCAUGUAUUGAUAAAAGACACGUCUACUCAUCUGUCGAUGAAUUUAGCUGCUUAUAUUUAUAAGGGUUGAUUUUCUUUCCCAGAACUUUAAAAACACACGUUUAGGAUGCAGUAUGGUUGUCAGACUUAAAACAAAAAAACAAACAAAAAAAAUGUGAUAAUAGCUUUAUGGUGGGGUCAGAGGUUAAACUUUACUUAACAGUUGAGAACCCCGACAGCAUCUUCAUCUCCUCUAAUUCAGAAAUGAAACCGGAGCUUUUAGUUUCUCGGUAAAGUGAAGGCGUUCUUGCUAAGUCGAGCUAUGCGUGGUAGCCAUGGCAACUGGUAAUGAAGGGGCUGCUGUUUCAGUUUAAACGUUUAAAAUUUGCUGUGGUACUGCUCGUUCCUCCACUUGUACAGUAAAACACAAUCAGCUCUACACUUUUUCUCCACUAUUGCCUCAUUAAUAUCAAGUUAUAAACAUGUUGGACCGUCAUUAAGCUGGACAGCUUUCUCUGUAGCAGCCUGUUUCUGCUAUGAAAUGAGAUGUACGUGUGCUAGAGAAAUCUUCAGACGGGGAUUAAUUUUUGUUGACGAUAAAUAUCAGGACUGGCACGAGUCCAGGUGCUGAAACCUCCAUUUGUGUCUUCACAAAGUUUGUUGUUUUUCUGAGCAGUUGCUAAAUCUGCUGAUUGGAAACCCAAAUUGGAUCACACAAACAAUCAAAACCGGACUAGAUUUGGUCAUUGUUACUGGAUGAGGGCUGGUAGUAAGCAGUUACCAGCACAAAGCUGAGUUUACACACCUGGUGUCACUGAUCGCUGACGCUGCCUGAAUUUCUUUUUUUCUCACAUUUUUCUUGGCUGCUCUACAGUAUCGGCUCACAAAAGGGAUUCAAUUACCUAAUUCAGUUUUCAUUCUUUGUGUGUAUGUGUCUGAGUGUGGACAUCUUCAGGUUUUUUUGUGUGUUCAUAUUGGUUCCCAAACUGUGGUAUAAACACCAGUAGUGAUGCACUCCUGGUAAACUGGUUUUUAUGAGCUUGGUCGCUGUAUUUACUUACCAGUAUAACUUGGUGCAGCAUUUUGACAAACCUGCAUGAUGUAGUUGUAACAAACAUAAAGAUAUUUUAACAGAGAACAUUUUUGUAUAUGAAGUAGAGAUUCACCAAUAUAUCUACAACAAUAAGGAUCUGGCAUUUUUCUAAAGACUAAAAGAAUAGUUUUUCCCUACUUAUGAAAUGUCUUUAUUGACAUGCAGUAUGCUUUGAUACAUUUCAUCCAUCCAUUUUCUUUACACCCUUGUCCCUUAAUGGGGUCAUUAAAUCUUUAAGGUCUUAUGGUCCUUUGAAUAAGAAAAUCUUAAUCAAUCAAAAUUGAAAUUUGGAAGUCAGACUUUUUAAAAUAUCUGGAAAUUGGUAUCAGCCAAAAACAAAAAAUCCUAAUUGCUCUAGAGGUUAGCCAGAGUAAUGCAUAAAUUACACAGCAUGAGUUUAUAAUAUACUUCCAUAAUUAACAGUUUAACAGUGUUAAAAAGUAUUAAUAUAUUUAGUCAGUUCUCUGUUGUGCAUAAGGAAAAAGAGAAAACAUUUCUUCAAUGUUUGAUAUCAGAUGUCUACAACUACAUAUCAUGCUGGAUACAAAGUAGGUAAAGAUGGUUUUUAAUAUAAAUGCUAUGUGGUGUUGUGUUUUCGCAACUUAAGGCAUGGCGUUUCAGUUUGCAUCAUAAAAACUUACCUUGCAUUGCUUAAACGAAGGAAGCCGCUUCUAUUCGUUUUACCAGUUUAACAGUUUAACACUCUCACUGCACAGACCAGGGGAUUUAAGGAGCUUCUCUGCAAUCUACUAUUGAAACUAUGCUGGAUUUUCCAAUCCUAUGAAACUCAAACUUUC
This is a messenger RNA of Poecilia latipinna (sailfin molly), 4318 nucleotides long. It is a transcript of the gene elmo2, whose product is annotated as engulfment and cell motility 2. The coding region runs from base 238 to 2409 and encodes 723 amino acids. Lineage: Eukaryota; Metazoa; Chordata; Actinopteri; Cyprinodontiformes; Poeciliidae. Gene Ontology annotation, biological process: cell motility; actin filament organization. The transcript is spliced from 22 exons. The record is from RefSeq and is a predicted model, not a curated record.